Aspergillus terreus NIH2624 is the source of this 1128-nucleotide messenger RNA. Its product is annotated as asparaginase ahrA. The record is from RefSeq and is a predicted model, not a curated record. Lineage: Eukaryota; Fungi; Ascomycota; Eurotiomycetes; Eurotiales; Aspergillaceae. Gene Ontology annotation, molecular function: asparaginase activity. Bases 1 to 1128 code for a protein of 375 amino acids. The transcript has 2 exons.
AUGGGUUUCAACAUCAAAGCUCUCACCGUCGCCGCCCUGGCGGCGCUGGGCCAUGCCUCGCCGCUCUAUUCCCGGGCCGAUGCCAAUGUCACAUACGUCUUUACCAAUGCUCACGGCCUCAACUUCACGCAGAUGAACACCACCCUGCCGAAUGUUACCAUCCUGGCAACCGGCGGCACCAUUGCCGGCUCCAGUGCCGACAACACGGCCACGACGGGCUACAAGGCGGGUGCGAUUGGGAUCCAACAGCUGAUCGAUGCGGUGCCGGAGAUGCUGAACGUGGCCAACGUGGCCGGCGUGCAGGUCACCAACGUGGGCAGCCCGGACGUGACGUCGCACAUCCUGUUAGACAUGGUGCGCAUGCUGGACGAGCUGGUGUGCCAGGACGAGACCAUGGCCGGCGCGGUGAUCACGCACGGCACCGACACGCUCGAGGAGACGGCUUUCUUCCUCGACGCCACGAUGCCCUGCCGCAAGCCCGUCGUCGUCGUCGGCGCCAUGCGCCCCUCGACCGCCAUCUCCGCCGACGGGCCCUUCAACCUGCUGCAGUCGGUGACGGUGGCGGCAACGCCGGCCGCGCGCGAUCGCGGCGCCCUCGUCGUGCUCAACGACCGUGUCCUGUCGGCCUUCUACACCUCCAAGACCAACGCCAACACCAUGGACACCUUCAAGGCGAUCGAGAUGGGCGCCCUCGCCGCCAUCGUCUCCAACAAGCCGUAUUUCUAUUACCCGCCGGUGCGGCCGACGGGGCAUGAGUUCUUUGACGUCCGCAACGUCUCCGCCCUGCCCCGGGUUGACAUCCUGUACUCGUAUCAGGACAUGCAGAAUGACACGCUGUAUGAUGCGGCGAAGAAUGGCGCCAAGGGCAUAGUCAUCGCCGGCUCCGGCGCCGGGUCCGUCUCGUCUGGCUUUAGCGCGGCCAUCGAGGAUGUCAUGGAUACUUACCACAUCCCCGUCGUGGCGAGCACGCGCACCGGCAACGGCGAGGUGCCUCCGUCGGACGAUGGAGCGAUCGGAAGUGGGUUCUUGAAUCCGCAAAAGUCGCGCAUUUGGUUGGAGCUGUUGCUGAUGCAGAAGAAGACGGUGGCGGAGGUCCGGGAGAUGUUUGCCAAGGUGGCUGUCGCUUAG